Molecule: messenger RNA, 1242 nt
Organism: Salmo salar (Atlantic salmon)
Lineage: Eukaryota; Metazoa; Chordata; Actinopteri; Salmoniformes; Salmonidae
Product: SAP domain-containing ribonucleoprotein
Biological process (GO): poly(A)+ mRNA export from nucleus
Cellular component (GO): nucleus
Source: RefSeq, a predicted model, not a curated record
AAAAAAUUAGCGCGACCCAGACUGAGGCUCCUCACUAGAUUGUUCCUGCACUGAGCAAUUACCAUCUUCAGUGAAUAUUUGUAUAAUUUGUCAGCAGAUAAUCUAGGUCUGGAUUCUGGGUUCCAAAAAGCAAUAACAGUUGGCUAUGCAAAUCUGGGAGCCAAAUUAACGGCUCUUUCACAGCUGCAAUUCGGUUCCCGACGGUCACGAAAAAGAGCCGUUCAGAAAGAGUCGUUCGUUCGCGAACGACCUACCACUACAACAAAGCAAGAUGGCUGAAGUUGUGGAGCUCCAGAAACUAAAGCUUGCUGAACUGAAGCACGAGUGUGAAACCAGGGGUCUGGAUGUGAAGGGCAACAAAGUGGAACUGAUCACACGACUACAGGCUUAUCUGGAGGAACAUGAGGAUGACAUGGGCCUAAAUGAAGAUGAUGUUCUGGGAGACGAGCCAGAGGACCUCACAAAAGAGGAUGCCAUCACUGAGGAUAAUGACAAGAAACCCAUAGUGUCUGAGGAGACGGCUGAAAAGAAAGUGGUAAAAAUCACACCCCCAACGUCUGUGGAUGAGAGGGUACAGAAGAGAGCAGAACGCUUCAAUGUCCCUGCGUCAGCUGAUGGCAAGAAGGCAAUACGUGCUGCCCGGUUUGGUUUGCCCGCUACUGCACCUCCAACUUCCACCCCAGGUGUUACUGUGAAUAAAUCCACUGCGGUCAGCGUUGAACAGCUAAAAAAGCGAGCAGAGCGAUUUGGCGGGAACGUUUCUUCAGUUUCCAAGAAGGAGUGCCGCUGACCAGAUGUUUUUGUUUGCUGCACCAUUCUUGGUAAACCCUAGACACCGUCGUGCAUGAAAAGCCCAGGAGUGCGGAAGUUUUUGAGAUACUGGAUCCGGCGCACCUGGCACCGUAGAGUAUACCACACUCAGUUGCUUAGGUCACUCCUUUUGACAAGUCUAACGUUCUAUCGAACAGUAACUGAAUGCCUCUGCCUGCUUUAUAUAACAAGCCACAGCCACGUAACGCACUGUCUGUAGGGGCGAUCCAUUUUCGCGAAUGGAGUGGUGUACCUAAUGAACUGUAUGGUGUGUGUAUUAGACUACAGGGCAUCCUGAAAGAAAUGCUCAAUUGAAACCUUGGGAUUAUUACACUCCAGCAUUUCUGAUUAAGCCACCUCCAUGUUACAUAUUUAAGACCAUAUGUCAAAUCAAAUUUUAUUGGUCACAUACACAGUUAGCAGAUGUAAUUG